UUGACACUGGUACAAAAAAAGAAGCAGGAUGUAGCGGUACAUGUAGGCUAUCGAGCUCGCUUCACAUCAAUCAAACCGACAGAAGUCCUUGCUUUUAUUGUCGACGGGCGUCGAUUGCAUUGGAGGUUGAGAGAUGGCUGUAGUAGGCAUUGUCAGCAGAGACGACAAACAUUAAGAAAAUGUCCAACAUCCUCGAUGCAGCGUCCAAAGUGAGAUGGGACCGUACGACUGCGGCCAAGCGAGCCGUGUUUCUUGCGGCUGCUGCCUACGGUGUCAAAACACUGUACCCCAUCAUCUGGAAGCAGCUCAGCAAAAACAAAGAUCCCAGGAACAAUGGACGGAUUUCAAAGGCGGAAAAUGGAUCCACUUGUUUGAUAAAAACAUCGAAUGGUGCUGCGAAUCACAAGAAGACAUCGCCUGGUGUAAAUGCAGAAUUUUUCAAGCAGAUACUCGAACUUGGUAAAAUCCUAUUCCCAAAGCUUGUUUCCAAAGAGCUCGGUUUACUCUCUCUGCACUCGGUUGCUCUGAUAUCCAGGACAUUUUUGUCUAUUUAUGUGGCCAGCCUUGACGGUAAGAUUGUAAAAACGAUCGUUGAAAAAAGACCCAAGCGCUUCAUCCUUCAGCUGAUCAAAUGGCUCCUCAUCGCCAUCCCGGCCACAUUCGUCAACAGCGCCAUCCGGUACUUGGAGUGCAAACUAGCUCUUGCCUUUCGCACCCGGUUAGUAAACCAUGCCUACCGGACCUACUUCACCGAUCAGACCUACUACAAAGUGAGCAACAUGGACGGGAGGCUCGCCAACCCAGACCAGUCUCUCACUGAAGAUGUCAUGAUGUUUUCCCAGUCGGUGGCCCACCUCUAUUCUAACCUCACAAAGCCCAUACUGGACGUGAUGCUGACCUCCUACACGUUGAUACAGACCGCCAGGUCCAGAGGGGCCAACGCCACCGGGCCGACCCUGCUGGCUGGGCUGGUGGUCUUUGUCACAGCUAAGGUCCUGCGUGCCUGCUCGCCAAAAUUUGGCAAGCUGGUGGCCGAGGAGGCUCACAGGAAAGGCUAUCUGCGCUAUGUGCACUCCAGGAUCAUUGCCAACGCUGAGGAAAUAGCUUUCUACAGGGGGCAUAAGGUGGAGAUGCGUCAGCUGCAGAAGUGUUACCGGGCUCUGGCAGACCAGAUGAACCUGAUCCUGUCCAAGCGUCUCUGGUACAUCAUGAUAGAGCAGUUUCUCAUGAAGUAUGUGUGGAGCAGCAGUGGGCUCGUCAUGGUGGCUGUGCCAAUCAUAACAGCGACAGGCUUUGCUGACAAUGAAACAGCAGACGGGCACACACACGUGAUGGUGAGUGAGAGGACAGAGGCUUUCACUACCGCCCGUAACCUGUUGGCCUCAGGAGCUGAUGCUAUCGAGAGAAUCAUGUCGUCCUAUAAAGAGGUCACAGAGCUGGCAGGUUACACUGCACGGGUUCACAACAUGUUUUUGGUGUUUGAGGAUGUCCAGAGGGGCGUCUACAAGCGCUCUUCUCUAUCAGCCACAACAGGACCCGAGAAGAAGAGCAAGCCUGAGAUGCACAUAGACGGACCGUUGGAGAUACAGGGUGAAGUGAUAGAUGUAGAAAAUGGAAUUGUGUGUGAGAAUGUUCCAAUAAUAACACCUAAUGGGGACGUGGUAGUGUCUUGCCUGAAUUUUAAGGUAGAAGAGGGCAUGCAUCUACUCAUCACUGGGCCUAAUGGCUGUGGGAAAAGCUCUCUGUUCAGGAUCCUCAGCGGCUUGUGGCCUGUGUACAGCGGCCAACUCCACAAACCCUCUCCUCAACACAUGUUCUACAUCCCUCAGAGGCCGUACAUGUCCAUAGGUUCACUGCGGGACCAGGUGAUCUACCCAGACUCUGUGGAGGACAUGUCUGCCAGAGGCCUCAGUGACAAGGACCUGGAUGCUAUCCUGGACAUUGUUAACCUUAAACACAUAGUCACCAGAGAGGGAGGCUGGGACACUGAGCUGGAUUGGAAGGAUGUUCUGUCAGGAGGCGAAAAGCAAAGGAUGGGCAUGGCCCGUAUGUUCUACCACAGGCCUAAGUAUGCGCUGUUGGAUGAGUGUACCAGUGCUGUGAGUAUUGACGUGGAGGGAAAGAUUUUCCAGACUGCUAAGGAUGCCAGCAUCUCUUUGCUGUCCAUCACGCACAGACCCUCACUGUGGAAGUACCACACCCACCUGCUGCAGUUUGACGGCGAGGGAGGCUGGCGCUUCGAGCAGCUGGACACGGCGACGCGCCUCUCCCUCACCGAGGAGAAACAACGCCUGGAGGCCCAGCUGGCCGGCAUCCCCGAGAUGCAGCAUCGCCUGAACGAGCUGUGCAAAAUCCUGGGAGACGACUCGGUCCUCAAAACAGCCGAGGAGUGAACUAGAGCUGGGUAAGGGGCCCAGAGGGGAAAAGAAGAGAGGAAUCGAGGGGGGAGUGGGGGGGGGGGGGGACAAAGAGGCAAUGAAAGAAAAAAGAAAUCUGUAGGGGGAUUUGUUCAUGUUUUUUUGGGGGGGGGGGGCUUAGAUUUUCUUUUUUUUUUUUUAGGUUGUUUAGAAUUUUUUCUUUUGCUCCGAGCCUCUUCCAUUAAACCAGCAUAGACAUCUCCUUCCUCUCUUCUUUUAGUCUCUUCUUUACCCUGCUGCUGUGAGCGGGACAGCAAAGUGGAGUCACACAUAUUCUCCUACCGGAUGUAGGUUUUUAAAUAUUUUGUUUCAGCAUACAUCAUUUUUAACGUCAGUUUGCCACAGUUCAAACUGGUAAAUGAAUUUGUUUGUUUUUUUAGCACUUUACUCUUUUAUAGAGGGCUGUUUCUGUUUGUUGUGUUCGCUCACAGUGACUCGGUGAUAGCUGCAUUUUAGCUGAAAAAACUUGUAGUACAAAAACCACUUUAUAAUGUCCAAAGCAGUAUUCUGAUCCCAGCGUUCUGGGAUUGUACAGGAUGAACAUGUUUCUUAAUUUAGCAGUAGAAUCUCAUCCUAACUGAAGUUACCUCCUAACUUUGAGAGUUCAUAAGAGACUAUUUUUCAAAAUGUCACAGUAUGCCUUUGUUUGAUUGGAGGAUCUGGCUACAGUACAAUCCCUUUCCUGAUACCUCACCUUAACCCAUCUUCUUGCUGACAAAGUGAACCACUAAGGCUCAGUUGCAGAUGCACACAUGGCUGGCACAGAAAAAUGGCCAAUCUGGGGUCAUUAUUAUAACGAUUAGUGACGCAGACCUGACUCCUUAACUACAGGUUUCUGCUUUAUUGAACAAAUACAAUGAGAUUAAGAGCCACCCUCAAAAGCUUUCUGGUCCUGGUGGUCUACAUAUAUAUACCAUACACAGAUAGCCAUGUUACUGACAGACCCACCUGCACGCAGUGCCCUGUUCAAACUGUCCGCUGUGUUGACACCAAACACACAGCUUUAUGAUUGUUGGCUCUUUUUGAGUCUGUUUGGAUGCACAACAUGGCAUGAUGUGACAAUGAGCUAAUACAUGGCACUCAUUCUAUCAAACUAUACACUUGAUGAAGACACAAGUUAACUUAGUCAAAGCUUAAUUUUUGUUUUAAAGUGGAAGCAGAGUGUUUACAUUACCCUGAAAGUUUUGGUAAAACUCCACACAUUACAUUUUAGUUUAUUAGGCCUUAUUGUGUUUAACAGAAUAGGACUUACUUUUGGCUUGAGCACUAUUUGACAAACAGUCCGAUCAUUCUCUCACAUAACUUCUCCGAAGGUGUGAUACUGUGAAAUUAGUGAUCCAGUGCAUAAACAUCAUUACCUUUUCAUGAAAAAGUCCUAAAUGCUGUUCUCAUGUGGUGGUUCUGAGUUUGAGAUGUAGCUGUACUUCUUUUCAGACGUGUGUGCAUAAAGAGUCUAAAUGAAAAAGGAUUUCAAAGACUAUCGACUAUCGGGGGUGUACCAGGGAGUUUGGAUUGUUUUCUACAUCACACAAUAGGAACAGGGAGUUGAACAUUCAAUGAUUUGAUUCAUUAAGGAUCAUUUUUUGUGUGAUAGGUAACCAAAUGUUUACCUAGUUCAACUGUGAUUCAAUGUGUCCUGUGUUCAAAUCUCUGUAUCAACCCUGACUUCAAUUACAGAACCCAGAACCAAUGACAUGUGUGGAAUCACUAUAGAAUCAUAUGAAUGAGGAAAUCAUUUUAUAAGAGAGAAAAAUCACUGGACUUGUGUAUUUAUACUUUAACACUGUACACCAAUCAGAACUCAAUACAUGUUAUUCUGAAAGAUGUAUUGACUGGUUAAGUGUAAUAUCAUCUCACUGGAUACAAUAACACUGUUAUCAUGUCUCUGUUUAACACUUCACCAUGAUGGUGUUGCAAAGCAUGGACAAUCAGUGACAUGAACAGGAGAAGACCAACACAAACACAACUAUGAACCACACCUUUAUUCUGGUUUCUUCUAAGUAACUCCCAGGUCUUAAAGGAAGAAUGUGCCACUAUUUGAUCCAGUAGAUGUCACCCAAAACAAACUGCUGUUUGGGGACAUCUCUACUAUUCUGAAAACUCUGCUCUCCUCCAGAGACACACCUCCAACCGUUCUCCACACGCGUUCGCACGGAGGAGUUAUGAAUUAGAAAGCGGCAUAAUUAAGCACCAUUAAGCACAAGCGGUGGACAAAAUUGUCCUUUGCUCGAGCUGCAAUCACCUGUAUCCUGAAUUGUUGUGUUAGCAUGCUAAUGUUAGCACUCUUUGGUUUAGCUUCAUAUUGCACAUACAUUGACACAGAAUGACCGAGAUCUAAAGACACUUACAUGACAUCCAAAUAAGCAGCGAGGAGGUUCUCAUGAUAUUCUUUUUUUCCUGUAUUUAUGUGUUAAAUGUCGCACAUUCUUCCUUUAAAGGCUUUAUUUGUGAUUUUUCACACUUAAAUAUAAUAUAAAUCAAGUAUAUCCUCUGAAAAUAACUCUGUGAGUCAUGACUGUCUACAAUGGGUGUAACACCUGAGUCCCACUGUCUGUGAUGUUUUCAGAGUUUUCAGAGUCCUAUCUUCAGUUUGUUUACAUCGCCAGGACGGCCGGCUGACUCCUCCCCUCGUGUAUAAAAGUUGAGGGACUAGAGAAAAGAAGAAUAACAUACUGUACUCACUGCUUAACUGUGUUUCUAGAUCACGCUCAUUUCAGGUCAAUUUACAUGCAGUGUGAAGAUACGAGCAUAAUAAAGAUCGCUAGCAUUAGCAUGCUAACACAACAAUGCAGCACAAGUUGUUUUGGUUUCAUGCUGGUGCUCAAGGGCGACAUCUGCUGGAUCAAAAAAUCACAUAUAAAGAUCCUUGCUCCAUUGAUACUUUAUACAUCUCCUGCCCCCCCCCCCCCCCUUUUGGCUUUCAGUGCAUGGUUUUAGAGGACUUAAGACCACAUGGAAGCAAACAUUACAAAAGGACUUUCAUUUGUUAUUCUUCCCUGAAAAUGUGACAGGAGAAUAAAAUACAAUGCAAUUGUGAAUGCAUUCAAUUUAUAUCCACCAGAAACAAUAAUCUGAAUUCUCUGUAAUGGUCUAGUUAUAUCAGCUGGACUGCACAAACACUUUAACAUUGGUUCAGUAGGCAUUACCAUAGACCUUGAAAGGAACAGAACAAGUCCUUUCAGAUGCAUUCUGGUGUUUCUGAUCCCUAACAUUCUGUUACUCCGCUGUCAGUCAGACUUUAUUGACAGGAGGACAGAGAAGCUGCUGAAUGACGCAGAGUCUGCCAGGUGACACUGCAGCAUAAAGUCAGCUUGAGAGUAGACAGUGCCUCAUUGGCAUGACCAUUAAUCGUAUAGCUAAGGCAGAAAUCAUUUUUCUUCAUUUAAAGAGGAUGGUAUAAUGAUGAUGACGUGCCAUUUUGCAAAUGUGUUUCAUUCAUUGGUAUGGAUCUUUUACCUUUCCCUUCCAGUUAUCACUCACCCUGCCGCUCAGUGGUGAUUUGUAGGCAAGUCAGUGCUGCUUUUUUUAAAUCCUCCAGAAUAUAAGACUUUAUCAAAUGAGAGAAGAUCUGUUUGUUCCAUUUCUUAAUUUGUUAGUUUUUUGCAUUUAUAUUGAUCUAUUUCAUCUUAAAGAAUGUCCAAAAUGUGUUAUUAGAAAUUUCCACCUUCAUCAUGGAAGUUAAACCUUUAUUUGUUUCCACUGCCUCCAUGCGGGGGGGCAGCUAUUUCAGGUACAAUAUCCCUUCAGUUUUUCAGCCACUUUUAAAUAUGCUGCUCUGCUGUGACUCUCUGCUAGUAAGCAGGUCUGAAGCUGGAACUAAUUACAGGGAAAAAAUAUAUUUGUAUUGUCAGUGUUUCUUUUAAAAUGGCACAUCAGCAUUUCUUACCCAUUAGGGAAACCAUUCAAACCAAUUGACUUAUUAAUAUAGUUUGACCUCUAGCCUCUCCUAUUAUAUACCCUAAUGACAUCCUUACUAACAUCACUUUCUUUAUAGAAAGUUAGGCUUUCCAGCCUUCCAGUAAGAGAUUGAAUGACCCAUUAUGUGAUAAUGCACCCCUUCUGGUUUCAAAGACAAUGUGUGGUCAGGUCAUUAAAGGUCAUUAAAGGUUCUCAUUGUGUGAUAUUUUUUUAUUUAUAUUAUAUUGUGUUGAUAGUGCAUGUAACACUGAUUAAUUAGAACCACAUAGCUGUGUUUGAAUUUGGAUUUACUGAACAUGUGGUUUGUGAACUGGGAUCAUGGGAAAUGUUAGUGUAUGACAUUUUCAUCUUGAUUUUUCAUGUAAUUCAAGAGGUUAAGGACAGUCAAAUCAAUAUUAUCACCGAGUCAGGAGAGGAAAUUUAGGUCGGGGAAUAUGAUUUUUUUUUUAUUUCUAACCUACAGUAUUAGGAAGGAGGUAUUUCUUUUGACUGUCUUUGACCUCUGAAGCAACAUGCUGUCAUCCUCCCUCAGAGCUGGGGAUAACUACACUUUGUACUUAACUUUAAAGAGUUCUCCUGUUUGCAGACGACUCUCCUGAAUAUGUAACUAUUUUAUAAUUUUGAAUUCCUGGAACGAUAGUCAGGACUUACUUAAUUGCAUUCUCAUUGUGCAUGUGUACUGUAGGAAACUGUAUUCUUUAACGUUAGAGUAAAGAGAGGUACAUCGAAUUAAAGGUCAUCUGAACAAAAACAUGUGCUAAGGUCACUUUAUGUUGAAAGAUGAAGAUGUAUUUUCUUGCAAAUAAAAAAAUUAAGUGCAA
This is a messenger RNA of Labrus mixtus (cuckoo wrasse), 7156 nucleotides long. RefSeq names its product ATP-binding cassette sub-family D member 2-like. The coding region runs from base 180 to 2393 and encodes 737 amino acids. The record is from RefSeq and is a predicted model, not a curated record. The transcript is spliced from 10 exons. Gene Ontology annotation, biological process: long-chain fatty acid import into peroxisome; very long-chain fatty acid catabolic process; fatty acid beta-oxidation. Gene Ontology annotation, molecular function: ATP hydrolysis activity; ATP binding; ABC-type transporter activity. Gene Ontology annotation, cellular component: peroxisomal membrane. NCBI's taxonomy places the organism in Eukaryota, Metazoa, Chordata, Actinopteri, Labriformes, Labridae.